UGCUCGGCUGGAGCUGAGCUAAACAGAAGCAUCGGAUCUGAGCUGAAUUGUGGCUGCUUUCUUUCCCCUUUCAAUGGGGUGGUGGGCUAGGGGUAGUGUGUAGUGGGCGUUUGGGGUGCUUUGGCUUUUCUUUUUGUGGAGAAGAGGGUAAAGGGAGAAUAACUUACGAUAGGAUACAACGUGAAACAGUUCCCUGAAGAGUGUCACGAUGUUCCUGGUACAAUAUACAGGAUUGAACCAGCUGCCCUUUGACCCUGCCAACAACAACGAGCCCCUGCAAUUUGGUAGUGCCAGUGGCCCUUUGGUCACAGAAGGCCUCAGUGAAAAUGGAGGGGAGUCAAGCAAGAAAAGAAAGAGAACAAAUGCUCCUGCAGCUGAUAAUAGUAGAACUCUGAAUGUGGAUUCCACUGCAAUGACUCUGCCUAUGUCUGAUCCAACUGCGUGGGCCACAGCAAUGAAUAAUCUUGGAAUGGCACCGCUGGGAAUUGCUGGACAGCCAAUUUUACCUGACUUUGAUCCUGCUCUUGGAAUGAUGACUGGAAUUCCACCGAUAACUCCAAUGAUGCCUGGCUUGGGAAUCGUGCCUCCACCAAUUCCACCAGAUAUGCCAGUAGUAAAAGAGAUCAUACACUGUAAAAGCUGCACGCUCUUCCCGCCGAACCCAAAUCUUCCACCUCCUGCAACCCGAGAAAGGCCACCGGGAUGCAAAACAGUAUUUGUGGGAGGCCUGCCUGAAAAUGGGACCGAGCAGAUCAUCGUGGAAGUGUUCGAACAGUGUGGCGAGAUCAUUGCUAUUCGGAAGAGCAAAAAGAACUUUUGUCACAUUCGCUUUGCUGAGGAAUACAUGGUGGACAAAGCCCUAUAUCUGUCUGGUUACCGCAUUCGCCUGGGCUCUAGCACUGACAAGAAGGACACAGGUCGACUCCAUGUUGAUUUUGCACAGGCUCGAGAUGACCUGUAUGAGUGGGAAUGCAAGCAGCGAAUGCUAGCAAGAGAGGAGCGCCACCGUAGAAGGAUGGAGGAAGAAAGACUGCGCCCACCAUCCCCACCCCCAGUGGUCCACUAUUCAGAUCACGAAUGCAGCAUUGUUGCUGAAAAACUCAAAGACGAUUCCAAAUUUUCAGAAGCCGUGCAGACCCUGCUCACCUGGAUAGAGCGAGGAGAGGUGAACCGCCGCAGCGCCAACAACUUCUACUCCAUGAUCCAGUCCGCCAACAGCCACAUCCGCCGCCUGGUGAACGAGAAGGCGGCCCACGAGAAAGACAUGGAAGAAGCGAAAGAGAAGUUCAAGCAAGCGCUUUCAGGAAUUCUCAUUCAAUUUGAGCAGAUAGUAGCUGUGUACCAUUCCGCCUCCAAGCAAAAGGCCUGGGACCACUUCACAAAAGCCCAGCGUAAAAACAUCAGCGUUUGGUGCAAACAAGCUGAGGAAAUUCGCAACAUUCAUAAUGAUGAAUUAAUGGGAAUCAGGCGAGAAGAAGAAAUGGAAAUGUCUGAUGAUGAAAUAGAAGAAACAGCAGAAACAAAAGAAACGGAAGAAUCAGCCUUAGUAUCACAGGCAGAAGCUCUGAAGGAAGAAAAUGACAGCCUCCGUUGGCAGCUUGAUGCCUAUCGGAAUGAAGUGGAACUACUUAAGCAGGAACAAGGCAAAACCCACAGAGAAGAUGACCCAAACAAAGAACAGCAGCUGAAACUCCUGCAGCAAGCUCUGCAAGGAAUGCAGCAGCAUCUGCUCAAAGUCCAAGAGGAAUACAAAAGGAAAGAAGUUGAACUUGAAAAAAUCAAAGAUGACAAGUUACAGGUGGAAAAAAUGUUGGAAAAUCUCAAAGAAAAGGAAAGCUGUGCUUCUAGACUGUGUGCCUCAAGCCAGGAGAGCGACUACCCUCUCGAGAAGACCCUGAACAGCAGUCCAAUCAAAUCUGAGCGUGAAGCCCUGCUAGUGGGGAUUAUCUCCACUUUCCUUCACGUCCACCCAUUCGGAGCAAGCAUUGAAUACAUCUGUUCCUACUUACACCGUCUAGAUAAUAAGAUCUGCACCAGUGAUGUGGAAUGUCUCAUGAGCCGACUCCAGCACACCUUCAAGCAGGAAAUGACUGGCGUUGGAGCCAGUUUAGAGAAGAGAUGGAAAUUCUGUGGCUUUGAGGGCUUAAAACUGACCUGAAGCACUUUGCCUAACAACUUGGGAUCCUGAAAAUAAAUGUGGGUUGGACAAGCUUAGAAAGUGAUUUGUAUUUUCAAUGGUUUUCAAGUGGAAAUUGUUUUCGAUUUGUCCAUUCAUUCCUGGAAUAUCUUUUGAGUUAAAAUAAGGAUCCUAGAACAGCACCUCGAGCUAUAGGCCCUAAAAAGACUCAAACCUCAAGUGCUGUAACUUCCUCCCCCUCUGUCAAUUGGUUGUCUUUUUCCAUUGGUAGUAUUGAAAAGGGCCUGAGGCUGAAGCGUAUUUGGGGUGUUUUUGGUGUCUGUACUACUGUUAUAGUCUUUGGUAUUUUUUUAACACUGUUCAUGGAAAGCUUUUGAUGAUUUUAUGUGCUUUGUGUUUCAAAAUGUUGCUUCACAUUAAUGUUGCUGCUGGUGAGAGGGAUGAGGGGAGCACUAGGCGCUCUGUAACUUACAUGUCUUUCUAAUCCCUAGUAAGCCAGUUAAAAAAUAACACAUCGGUGUCUUCUAAAAGGUGUUUGACCGGGUUCACCUUUUAAAGGACAAAAGCAUGGUUUGUGGCUUUUGCAAAUUUACUGUGAGCCAAAAGUUGACAAAUGUUUCGAAGUUAUUUUCGCUAAUAUAUCAGAUUAAAGAUUUCAGAAUUAAAAAUAAAUAAACCUAGCUGUAUUCGCAAAAUGCAAGUGUCCAGUAUGACUGGCAUGUGAACGUGCUGCUCAGAAUCACUUUGUAAAUAGUCUGCUUUUGAAGGAGGGCAUGUUUAGUUUUCUAUGAAUUAAAACAUAUGUGAGCAAAUGUGAGUGUGCGUGCACACACGCACACAUUAGCAGAAGGGAUUUAUUUUAAUAUGCUUUCCCCUCUGACUUUCUGACAAAGUCUGUUGCUCCCUUUCCUUCUGCUGUCAGUGUGUUGAAUUGCAAACUGUGUACUGCUGUAAAUACUAUGUUUACUUCAUGCUGAAUGUUUGUAAAGAGUUGAUAUGAGUAUUAAUAGAAAACUCCUGGUAACAAAUAAAUAAUGGGCCAGAGAGUGUGGCGCUUCCUGUAAAAAGGUCAGCUCCAUGUUGGGUGUCGAUGGCCGGGGUCACCCCAGCUCUGUGGUGCCCAUCAGCUGGUUGCCAUGGCAAAGGGUGCACAGACUAGUCAGGAACUCUGCUGGGCAGAAAAGAAAGCGGCGGGAUGAUGAUUUGGGGCUAAAAUCUAGAGGCAGAGAUGAUCUUGUCUUUAGCGGUGGUGGUGGUGCUCAAGCAGACCCUCCCUUGAGUCUUGAUUCAAACUAAGGAAACAAACUAAGAAAGCAAAGCGACAAAGGGUAUUUCAGGAACAUACUUUGUAAAUGAGAUGUCAGUCGUGUUCAAAAUUGUAUUUUUAAAAGAUAAAUAUUCCUUUUUUUAUACCUCA
Molecule: messenger RNA, 3554 nt
Organism: Talpa occidentalis (Iberian mole)
Lineage: Eukaryota; Metazoa; Chordata; Mammalia; Eulipotyphla; Talpidae
Gene: ENOX2
Product: ecto-NOX disulfide-thiol exchanger 2
Exons: 14
Coding region: 209-2158 (649 amino acids)
Biological process (GO): ultradian rhythm
Cellular component (GO): external side of plasma membrane; plasma membrane
Molecular function (GO): RNA binding; protein-disulfide reductase activity
Source: RefSeq, a predicted model, not a curated record